UGGGCAUCUCGGACGAGGAAGUACGUCAACGACCACGACGAUAUCAACGAUUCAAUUCGACCAAUCGAUCCAUCAGGUCAUCAGUCACGAAACGCUACUUAUCCUCUUGGCUCUUCGGAGAUACACCGAAACUCUUCACGAUGCGUCAAGCUCUCGCCAUCUUCGCUCUGAUCGCCAUGUACGGCAUUAUCGCCUACAGCAUAGGUAUCCCACUUCCUUCCCCAUUGUGGCGAUGGUUCUUCGCCCUGGUCGCCCUCGAAGGCGUGCUGCUGUAUCACGGAGAGCGCGUCUGUGAUCACCUGGUCGGCCCGGUCACCAAACCCGGCUACACAGCCGAGCAGAACGCUCUGCUUAAGCGGAUCGAGAACGGAAGGAUGGGGCGGAUGUUCGUCCUGCUCGUAACGAUCGGGUCGGGGUUCAGCAUGACCGCCCUGUUCUCCCUGCCACGACUCUGUCUGGUCGGGACCUCAGGACGGGGCGCAGAUGUUCGGUCUCAUCCUGGUCGGUGGGCUCCACAUUUUACUGGUCAUGGCGGUGGCUAUAGGGUUCACGGAAGGGAUCCAGAAGUCGGAAAAGGCCCUGGCCGAGUCCUUGUCGCCAUCAGCGACCGUCGAAGGUGGUACCGUCGAAUCCGGUGCUGUCGAACCGGAUCUCGAAGCCGGGCUCGAUUCGAAGCAAUGAGCGGGGCGGGGCAGGCAAAGGCGAAGACCGAAGCCCGCAAGAAUACCGUGCUGUGCUGUAAUGUAAUAUCAUCGUCACAAUUUGUCUGAUCCUUAACUUGCAACUUGUACGAUAACCAGCUCUCUGGAGAACGCUGUCGACUCUAUCUCCAUGUACCUGUAUACUACGAUCUCGCACAC
Molecule: messenger RNA, 860 nt
Organism: Filobasidium floriforme
Lineage: Eukaryota; Fungi; Basidiomycota; Tremellomycetes; Filobasidiales; Filobasidiaceae
Exons: 2
Coding region: 141-770 (209 amino acids)
Source: RefSeq, a predicted model, not a curated record